CCCAGACCGCGAAUGUAAACAAACCUCGAGGCUCGAACAUGUGGGAACGGCAGUGGAAGUAAACAUACAUGUUGAAAAUAGUAAUAUUUUUGUAAAUCAAAGAUGAAGUUUUCUUAUAAGUUUUCCAACCUUCUUGGUACGGUGUACAACCGGGGGGAUAUCGUAUUUUCAAAUGAUGGUAAUACAGUUAUCUGCCCUGUGGGAAAUAAGAUAUCUGUUUAUGACCUGCGCAACAAUAAAUCAUACACAUUGCCUAUAGAAGCCAAGUAUAACUACAAAGCUCUGGCUUUGUCACCCAAUGGUGUGAUCCUGUUAGCCAGUGUAUAUCGAGGUGAGGUGCAUGUCAUCAACCUGAAUUUCCGUAGAGUGUUGUACAAGAAGCACUUCAACAGAACGGUUCGCAGUAUUAAGUUCAGUCCAGAUGGAAAGCACUUUGCUGUGGCCAAAGAAGACACAGUGUAUAUAUACUUGGCCCCGGGUGUUGACAGACGGAUAUUUAACCCAUUUGUCUUGGAGAGAGUCUACCAUGGAGCUUAUGAUCUCACCACCUGCUUGGAUUGGUCCCAUGAUUCAAAGUUGCUUGCUUAUGGGUCAAGAGACAUGACAACACGUGUUUGUUCCUUUGUUAAGAUGAAGAACUUGACUGAGUGUCGCAUUGGUGGUGCCAGGGAAGGAGUUACUGGUGUAUAUUUUGAUGACAAAACAUAUAAUUUGUAUGUUGUGUGCAAGGAUGGCUGCAUCAAUGUGUGGGAUUGCAGCACUGAUGAGAGCGGCCUCAUCCCUGAGUGCGAGAAUCCUUACAAGGUCCGAGAAGGGGGAGGGAAGGCAGGUGAAGAUGAGGAAGAAGAGGAUGACAUUCCUAUUACCCAGGAAGAGAUAGAGGAGGAUGAUGUGAAGGCAGGGAAGGCUCUGAAGAAGGAAGAAGGUCAUGUGUACCAGUGCCAUAACAAACUGCUUGGUCUGUGGGGUAAACCUGCAUAUAUGGCAGCGUGCCGGGACCUUGUGGAGCGGGAUAAAUCACAAGCUGGCAUUAACCCCGGGGGCUUCGCCCCCUUGGGGGUCCUUCCUUGGUCACUCUUGGGGGAGUGGCAGUUUAUACUUGGAGUUUUUCAUUCCUUUUCUCUGAAAAGGUUUGGGAAAGUAAUUUUUAGGGUCAAAAACUUAUGUAUUGUUCUUAUUGCAGGAACUGUACGAGCCUUUGAUCUGAUUAGGUACAGAAACUUCAAGACCUUGACUUCCCCACGUCCAACACAAUUCACCUGCGUCACUGUUGACAGUAGUGGAGAACUUAUAGCUGCAGGAGGCCAGGAUAAACAUGAUAUUUACUUGUGGUCACUCAAGUUAGGGAAGUUGUUAGAGGUUUUAGGUGGCCACACGGGACCAGUUGUUAGUGUGCAGUUCUCCAAGCAACCAGGAAGCACAAUGAUGGUAUCGACAGCCUGGGACGGCACAGUGAAAGUUUGGGAUGCCAUCAAUGAUACAUCAGUCAAGGAGAAUAUCAUGAUGUCAGCUGAUGGACUUUGUGUAGCAUUCCGGCCAGAUGGGAAACAGGUAGCUGUCGCGACGCUUGAUGGACAGAUCACAAUGCUGAAUCCAGCUACUGGCCGUCAAGAAGGGAACAUUGUUGGACAGUCUGACCUUGGUGCUGGGCGGUCAGCAAAAGAUAAAGUCACAGCAAAGAAGAAUCUAGAGUCAAAAGCCUUCACUACAUUGUGCUAUUCUUCGGAUGGAAAAUAUUUGAUUGCUGGAGGACAGAGCAAGCAUGUUUGCAUAUACAGCAUUGAGGAUGAAAUUCUUAUCAAAAAGUUCCAAGUGACAAAGAACAAAAGUUUUGAUGCCAUGAGUGAUAUACUGAAUCGCAAGAGGAUAACCAAGGAUGGAACCAACCUGGCGGAGGUUGAACACCGUGGACACAGACCAGCAGAUGAUAUCAAGUUGGCCGGGGCGCGAAGGGGGGACAUGUCUAAGAGGAACUUCUUGCCAGAGAUUCGAGUCACUUCCUUGACUUUUUCUCCUACAGGUCGCAGCUGGGCAGCUUGUACGAGUGAAGGCCUACUUGUCUAUUCACUUGACACUGACUGGCUCUUCGAUCCUCUUAACCUCGACGUCUCCAACACACCUUCCGCUGUCAAGCAUAAGCUCAAGGAAGAAGAUUAUUCCACAGCACUGAUGAUGGCCUUGAGACUGAACAUUAAUUCCCUCAAGCAAGAGGUCCUGGAGAGCAUCCCAUUAAACUGUGUGACAUUAGUAGUGAAUGACCUGGUGCAGUUGUAUGUUGAGAGCCUCCUGCAGUUUGUGGCUGAGAGUCUGGAAACGACCCCACAUGUUGGUCUCUAUUCCCGCUGGGCCACAGAACUGGUCACGCGCCAUGGCCAGGUCCUCAAGACCCGUGCACCACAGAUCAUGAGCACCCUGAAUGCCUUGCAGAAGUCCCUCUCAACUCACCACAGCAACCUCAGUAAAGUUUGUACACACAAUGAGUACAUGCUGAGUUAUCUACUAGCUCAAGCCUCCCUCAGAAGAAAAAGAAACCUUGCCAUCACACCUGGAGACGAAGGAGAGAGCAAGGUUCCCUACCUCACUUCUGAUGGGGAGAUGGAAGAUGAUGAUGACGAUGAUGGUGAUGACUUAGAGAACAUGUUUCCCGAAGAAAUAGAGCCGUGACUGUAAGAGCACAUAGGAGAUUUAUAGGUAGGAUAUUUUAUAAUGUGAGGGAGUCUCGGCUAAAAGAGUUGAGUUUGUUGAACCUGAUGUUGGUAUCUUAAUAAAAACUGUUAAGUGAU
Messenger RNA from Penaeus monodon (black tiger shrimp), 2783 nucleotides. RefSeq names its product periodic tryptophan protein 2 homolog. Gene Ontology annotation, biological process: maturation of SSU-rRNA from tricistronic rRNA transcript (SSU-rRNA, 5.8S rRNA, LSU-rRNA); ribosomal small subunit assembly. Gene Ontology annotation, molecular function: protein binding. The transcript is spliced from 18 exons. NCBI's taxonomy places the organism in Eukaryota, Metazoa, Arthropoda, Malacostraca, Decapoda, Penaeidae. Gene Ontology annotation, cellular component: small-subunit processome; Pwp2p-containing subcomplex of 90S preribosome. Bases 103 to 2664 code for a protein of 853 amino acids. The record is from RefSeq and is a predicted model, not a curated record.